This is a messenger RNA of Phodopus roborovskii (desert hamster), 975 nucleotides long. RefSeq names its product peroxisomal membrane protein 4 (gene Pxmp4). The transcript is spliced from 4 exons. Lineage: Eukaryota; Metazoa; Chordata; Mammalia; Rodentia; Cricetidae. Bases 16 to 786 code for a protein of 256 amino acids. Gene Ontology annotation, cellular component: peroxisomal membrane. The record is from RefSeq and is a predicted model, not a curated record.
GACUGGCUGCCUUGUAUGAGUGACGGCAGACUCAGCCUAUGGACACAACGACGGGGCGGUGCUCCCCAAUGCAGUGGGCUGUGCGGCCAGAACCCAGGGCUGUCAGUCCGCGUCCACCCGGCUUCCACAACCGAGUUCUCUGAUGCUAUGGCCUCCCCACCUCAGCUGCGGGCUCUUCUCCAGGCUGUCAACACGCUGCUGCGCAAGCGCCGCUACCACGCUGUGUUGGCCCUGCUUAAGGGCUUCCGGAACGGGGCUGUCUAUGGAGUCAAAAUCCGGGCACCUCAUGCACUGGUCAUGACCUUUCUCUUCAGAAGUGGCAGUCUCCAAGAGAAGCUACAGGCCAUCCUGAAAGCCACGUACACCCACUCCCGGAACCUGGCCUGCUUUGUGUUCAUCUAUAAGAGCCUCUGUGCCCUACAGUCCCACGUGCAAGGCGAGACGCACCAGAUGCACUCUUUCCUGGCGGCCUUCAUCGGGGGCCUGCUGGUGUUUAGAAAGAACAAUAACAUCAAUAGCCAGAUCAACAUGUACCUGACAUCACGCGUCCUGUUUGCCUUGUGCCGCCUGGGUGUGGAGAAGGGCUACAUCCCUAAGCUCAGGUGGGAUCCGUUCCCCUUGCACACUGCAGUGAUUUGGGGGCUUGUGCUAUGGCUCUUCGAGUAUCACCGGCCCACUCUGCAGCCCUCACUGCAGUCCUCCAUGACCUACCUCUACGAGGACAGCAACGUGUGGCAUGACAUCUCAGACUUCCUCAUCUUCAACAAGAGCCGCCCCUCCAAGUAACACAGCCCAAGGUGCUUAAGGAACUCCUCUGCCCAGACAGCUUCCAGGCAGUGUCCAGCUGCUGCUCAGAGAGUGGUUCUAUCAACACAACCUCGUGGAGGAUCUUGCCUUCUCAAAGUCAUGGACCUCACGUUCCAACUUGUUUUAUCCCAGGGUUCCAUUUGCUGAAGUAAAAGCCCUGAGUUUGCA